Molecule: messenger RNA, 1155 nt
Organism: Phaeoacremonium minimum UCRPA7
Lineage: Eukaryota; Fungi; Ascomycota; Sordariomycetes; Togniniales; Togniniaceae
Product: putative transcriptional activator protein
Exons: 2
Coding region: 1-1155 (384 amino acids)
Source: RefSeq, a predicted model, not a curated record
AUGGCGGCGAAUACUGGCAAGGCAGGCGUCAUCGUCGCUCCCAACGAUGCGCCCAGCAUGGAUAAGCUUGCACAUGCUGUACUCGAUGAUCUCCUCUACAACAUCGUUCACGACCUCCUGGUCAAGGUGCACCGCGACGAGAAGAUGGCCCGGGCCACCACUGCCGCAAUCCGUGUCGAGAAGCUGGCUUCCGAUGCCUCAGAGUCUGCCGACCCUGAUGUAAACCCGGACGUUCGUGUUGAGACAGACGCCGCUGUCUACGAAGACGGCAAAGUCACCCUCAAAGGCAAUCCGCUCAAGACCACGACCGAGAUAAUCUGCCCCAGAUGUCACCUCCCUCGAUUACUAUACCCGACCGAUGGCAAGGGCGCGAGGAAACCAGACCCAAGCAUCAUCUACUGCAAGAAGCAUCCGUACAUUGACAAGCCUGGCUACGACAUUUACGGACAGACAUGGGUGCCGCAGGGGCCAGGAAGGGGCAAGAAGAAGAAAGACAUGGAGAAGAAGCUUAUACCAGAGACGGCCUCAGAUUCUGGCGGAGUGACCCCGACACCCGAGCAGCGACCGGCGAACGUGCUUUCAUUCCCGUCCGCGACAUGCAGCAAGUGCAAGAGGUGUAUUCUGGUCACUCGAUUGAACAAUCACAUGGGCUCUUGUAUUGGCAACAGCGGACGCAACGCAAGUAGGGCGGCGGCGCAGAAGAUCAGCAACGGAAGCAAUGGCAACAGUCAGAACGACAACACACCCCCGUCUAGCCAGAAGGGCACUCCGUUGCCCGGAUCAAGAGCUGGGAGCCCUAGGAAACGAGACGGUGAUGAGUUUGACGAGGACGACGAGUCUGACCCGAACAAUCCCAAGAAGAAGAAGGCUAAGCCCUCUGUCACAAAGAAGGUUAUCUUGAAGACCAAGAACCCCAAGAAGGAGAAAGUAAAAACAAGCUCAUUCCUGAGCGUGGAGUCGAAGCUCGACGACGACGACAAGAAGUCAACUGUGGAGGUUCUUCCUAAGAAAUCAACUUCAAAAAUCCCCUCGCCAGCUAAAAAGCUCAAGCUGGGUGCUGCAAAGCCUCCUCUCCCGUCACCCAAAGCCAAGAACGGCCGGGAUGCUGAUGCAGAAUCCGAAUCAUCGGGAACACUAUCCUCGCCACCGCAAUAG